Messenger RNA from Hibiscus syriacus, 704 nucleotides. Its product is annotated as 28 kDa heat- and acid-stable phosphoprotein-like. NCBI's taxonomy places the organism in Eukaryota, Viridiplantae, Streptophyta, Magnoliopsida, Malvales, Malvaceae. Gene Ontology annotation, molecular function: RNA binding. The coding region runs from base 95 to 565 and encodes 156 amino acids. The transcript has 8 exons. Gene Ontology annotation, cellular component: cytosol. The record is from RefSeq and is a predicted model, not a curated record.
CUUCCCUCACAGGUUUCUGCUUUUUCUUGCUGCCUCUUCUUCUUCUUCUUCUUCUUUGUUUCUCUUUUAGAUCAGUUUUUAAUAUAAUAGUAUAAUGGGAAGAGGAAAAUUCAAGGGCAAGCCCACCGGCCACCGCCACUUCUCGACUCCCGAAGAGCUCCGUGCUGGUACCUCUGCUCGUCCCCGUACUUUUAAGAAGGAAGAAGCUGAAGUGAAGGAAGAAGAAGAGUCUGAAGAGGAAGUGGAAGAAGAGCCUGAGAAACGAAAAGGUACCCAAGGGCUUAUUGAGAUUGAUAAUCCAAAUUUGGCCAAACAAAAGAAUCUUAGAGCUACAGAUGUUGAUAUGGGGAGAACAACUGAACUAUCAAGGCGUGAAAGAGAGGAAAUAGAAAAGCAAAAAGCACAUGAACGAUACAUGAAGCUGCAGGAACAAGGGAAAACUGAACAAGCAAGAAAAGAUUUAGAGCGCUUAGCCUUGAUACGGCAACAAAGGGCAGAGGCUGCCAAGAAGAGAGAGGAAGAGAAGGCCGCGAGAGAACAGAAGAAAACUGAAGCACGCAAGUAACGGUGAUGAGUUGAUCUAUAGCUUUCUAUAUUUCGAGUUUUACAUUUGUAUACUUAAGCUCUUACCCCAUAAGAAAAGGUGAUAAAAUACUAUCCAUCUUCUACAACUUGAAUAGUAGUUUAUAUCUAUUUUCGGAUCA